Molecule: messenger RNA, 414 nt
Organism: Rhagoletis pomonella (apple maggot)
Lineage: Eukaryota; Metazoa; Arthropoda; Insecta; Diptera; Tephritidae
Product: endochitinase A1-like
Exons: 1
Coding region: 1-414 (137 amino acids)
Source: RefSeq, a predicted model, not a curated record
AUGGCGAUCAAACUGCUAUUGCUAGCUGUUGCAUUGUUGACCUGCCUUUCGCAGGGUGAAGCUAUAAACUUCAAGAAAUUAUUCAAUCUACAAGCAACACCGGCACCAUCACCAUCUACAUACACAAUUACUAUUAGUCCCACAGCUGUCUCGCCUUCUACAACUACGUACACACCAACACCACCAUCUAUUACAACAGUAACGCCGACAUCGACAUCGCCAUCCGUAACAACAUUGCUUACUCCGCCUGCUACGGGUACUGGAACCGGUACUGGAACCGGUACCACAACUGGAACUCGUGCAAUGGCUGAUGAAGGAGAUGGUGGUAGGAGUCGUAGACGACGCAGACGCCGUGGCCGUAGGGGUCGACGUGGUGGUAGACGUGGAAGGCGUGGUAUUAGAAGACGCGGUUGA